CAUUUCCUUAUAUAAAAAUGAACAAAACUAAGAAUAGAGGACUAGCUAGAAAAAUACUGAAGUCAAUGGCUGCAAAGGAAUCGACGAUCCAGAAAGCCCUUUUGGCUCAGAAAUUAAAGCAGAAUAUAGUUAGGAAGAACGGUCUCAAGCGCGAAUGGACUUUUGAUGAUAUAACUGAUUACUUGAAUUCUAUCUCUCCAAAUAAACCAAAGAUCUCGAUGGAACAAGUUAGGAAUCUGUACAAUUCCCUCUGAACUCAAGACUAUCAGAAAAAUAAAGUCUGAAAUAAAAUUGUUGAUCAAAUGUUCUGUGUUGGCAUUAAGAGAGUCAGUGACUUCCUUGAAAAGACGAAAAUAUCUCAUAGGAAAAAGACUUGCUCAGAUCAUACCAGGUUUGAAAAGAUUAUUAACGAUGAGGCCAACACUGAAGAUGAAGAGAGGAUGGAACAAUGAACAUUCAGGAAAAUUCAUAGCCUAAAAGAGGGUGGUAUCGGUCCUGAUUCAAUCCAAAGCUCCAAAUUAGAACUUGGUAGUCGGGAGGAUAUAACAACUGUCGGAACUAGCGAGAAGAAGGAAAGUACCUCUCCUAAUAAAAUAUUUACCUCGGAAAUUCAUCCAACAGUGCUGGAGGAAAAGAUGGCUGUAACAGACUCCAGCUGAAAGCAGGACGACAUAGAUACCCAAGAAGAUCUGGUAGAUUUCCUUAAUUGCAAAGAAAUCCAGGGGUAAAAAUCCACCCAGUAGUAGCAUUUAUGACCUGCUCAAUUUAGAACACAAGGUGACUCUCAGAGCCUAGCUUAAUUUUUAUUAAAUAUUGCUUCUUC
This is a messenger RNA of Moneuplotes crassus, 823 nucleotides long. The record is from the annotation of a GenBank genome assembly. Lineage: Eukaryota; Ciliophora; Spirotrichea; Euplotida; Euplotidae.